Messenger RNA from Neogale vison (American mink), 483 nucleotides. It is a transcript of the gene PGPEP1L, whose product is annotated as pyroglutamyl-peptidase I like. NCBI's taxonomy places the organism in Eukaryota, Metazoa, Chordata, Mammalia, Carnivora, Mustelidae. The record is from RefSeq and is a predicted model, not a curated record. Bases 1 to 483 code for a protein of 160 amino acids. The transcript is spliced from 2 exons. Gene Ontology annotation, biological process: proteolysis.
AUGCAGCUCGUUGUGCACAUCGGCAUGGACACCUCCGCCAAGGUCAUCAUUCUGGAGCAGUGCGCCAAGAACCGGAGCUACCAAGACGCCGACAUCCGGGGCUUCCGGCCGGCGCGUGGCGAGUGCCUUCCGGAUGGCCCGGAAGUGAUCGUGUCGGAGGUCAGCAUGAAGGCGGUGCGCAAGCGCGUUGCCGUGGAGGGUGUGGAGGUGAUCUUUUCUCGAGAUGCCGGCAGAUACGUCUGUGAUUACACCUAUUACCUGUCUUUGCAUCAUGGAAAUGGGUACGCGGCCCUCAUCCACGUGCCUCGGUUAUCCCUUUGGUUCCCAGCCAGGCUGCUGGGCAAAGCCUUGCAAGUCAUCAUCCAGGACAUGCUGGAGGAGCUGAGAAAGCCUGAGCUUGAAGCCUCGUUCGCAGAAAACUCAACCGUGGCGAUUCCAGCCCAGGGGAACCAAUUGGGGGACUGCUCCUUUAGAGAAAAUUAA